Messenger RNA from Anopheles moucheti, 982 nucleotides. RefSeq names its product PSME3-interacting protein. The record is from RefSeq and is a predicted model, not a curated record. The transcript is spliced from 4 exons. Lineage: Eukaryota; Metazoa; Arthropoda; Insecta; Diptera; Culicidae. The coding region runs from base 113 to 859 and encodes 248 amino acids. Gene Ontology annotation, cellular component: nucleus.
UUCCUGCAUCUUUCCUGUGUUGUUUCAUUCUGUACACUAUUUUCUACAUUAUUUACACAAAUUCCCUUUAAGUACCCGAUCCGCUAUCCGAUUCUCUUUUGGCCUAUUCAACAUGGCAAGUGGAUUUGUGUCGGAAACGGAAAUUGCUGAAGCCCGUCGCAAAAGACAAGAGGAAUGGGAAAAAGUUAGAACCGCAGAUCAGCCAAUAGAGGCUCCAGAAGAUGAAUAUGACCCACGGUCACUGUACGACAGGUUGCAAGAGCAGAAACAGAAGAAAGACAGCGAGUUUGAAGAAGCGCAUAAACUAAAAAACAUGAUCAAAGGUUUGGACGAUGAUGAAGUAGAAUUUCUAGAUUUGGUUGACAAAAAUCGAAUGCAAGCAGAAAGACAAGCGCACCUGGAAGAACAGAAAGAAUUGAACGAGUUUCGUGCGAAGGUCGCCACAUUACACGAGAAACGGUUAGAUGAGCAAAUCCAACAUCAAGUUUCCAAACCAAAGCCUACGAAAACACCCAUCACAAGUACACGGCUAAGCCAGAAGCAAAUUCUUGCCGGUGUUGUGCGUAAGCGUAAAUUGGAACCUGAAGGUGAGACUAAUGACUCAAACAAAACACCUGAGAAGGUUGCUCCCACGGCGACCAAUCCUGCUAAUGAAACCGAUAGCAAAGCGAAUGCAACAGCCAAGAGCAGUGCGGCAAUGCGGGUCAUCGGAAUACUGCCUGGUAUGGGAUCGUACAAUUAUAAUGAUGAUGAUUCCGAUUCGGACAACAGUUCAGAAGAUUCGGAGCUCGAUGACAGUCAUGAGUACGAUUGGAUAGGACGGAAGAUCCGCAAAACGUGUGAGGGUGAUAACAAAUGAAUUUGGCAGCGGGAUCUAGGGUUCAAUGGUAAAGCGUUACAUUAUGAGUCGAAAUAUGAGUGAGCCCCUUCUAAGUUCCAGUUCGAGUUGGCUAAAUAAAUGUUCAAUUGCAUUCAGGUUCUU